ACAAUGAAACAAAUAACUUGUAGUUGACAUUUUCAUUUCUUAUGAUAGUUAAUGUUAGAGAAUUGGUGGCUUUAAUUUUUCCCGUACAGUAUUUCUCAACUUCAUGUAAGUGAGAAUCCUGUCCAAAUAGUAUUUCAUCAGUGCAUUUACCCCUUAGUGCUACCCUUUGGGGGUGGGGGGAGUAACUUUGUGAGUGCUUUCAAUUUGCUCUCACCCUUCCUAGCGUACAGUGGAGAGGGCCUUGACUUAAAGGCGGUGACUUGACUCUUCAGUUGCUCUACCUUUUUGAGGCACUAAUUUUUUCAAUUAUUUGGUUUUGUAUUUGACUGUUUCUCUUAGGAGAACAUUUUGUUUCCUGCUCAGUUUGUAACUGGCUGGAAUGUUCCAAAGUCAGCAGUCUAGAGCCCUGGGUGAGGAGUUUGGGUCGUGCUUUAAGUCACUACCACUGCUCUUAGGGACAAAAAACCUUUAGAACUUGGAGUCCUGCCUGUCCCAUGCUGGAGAGCACAAGAACCUUGCUGAGAAUCCUACCAGAAUGCAAUUCUGCUUCUUGGAAAUUAAGAUGCAAUGGAUCAGCUUGAGCAGAGGGUAAAUGAAUUUUUUAUGAACGCAAAGAAAAACAAACCUGAAUGGAGAGAAGAACAAAUGACAUCAAUCAAAAAAGAUUAUUAUAAGGCUCUGGAAGAUGCAGAUGAAAAAGUGCAACUGGCUAAUCAAAUAUAUGAUUUGGUAGACCGUCAUUUGAGAAAAUUGGACCAGGAGCUCGCUAAAUUUAAAAUGGAACUUGAAGCAGAUAAUGCUGGAAUUACAGAAAUAUUAGAGAGAAGGUCUCUGGAGCUGGAUACACCAUCACAGCCUGUGAAUAACCAUCACGCCCAUUCUCACACUCCAGUAGAGAAAAGGAAACACAAUCCAUCUUCUCACCACAGUACAACAGAUCAUGUUCCUGAAAAGAAGUUUAAAUCUGAAGCUCUUCUAUCUACCCUGACUUCAGAUGCUUCUAAAGAAAAUACACCAGGGUGUCGAAACAGUAAUUCAUCAUCCUCUUCAAACAAUGCAUACAAUACAAACUCUUCUCAACCAUUGGCAUCAUAUAACCUGGGCUCAUUAUCUUCAGGAUCCGGGGCCGGUGCAAUUACCAUGGCAGCAGCUCAAGCAGUGCAAGCCACAGCGCAGAUGAAGGAAGGAAGACGAACAUCCAGUCUAAAAGCCAGCUAUGAAGCAUUUAAGAACAAUGAUUUUCAGCUUGGAAGAGAAUUUUCAUUAUCCAGAGAUUCAACUGGAUAUUCAUCAUCAGCUCUGGCAUCUACAUUAACACAGACAUUAAGUUCAUCAACCACAGAUUCACGAAGUGGCAGAAAAAGCAAAAACAACAACAAAUCCUCAAGUCAGCAGUCUUCAUCCUCUUCCUCUUCUUCGUCUCUGUCAUCAUGUUCUUCUUCAUCUGCACUGGCACAAGAACUGUCCCAGCAAACAGCAGUAAUACCAGAGUCUGAUUCUAAUAGCCAGGUUGACUGGACCUAUGAUCCAAAUGAGCCACGUUACUGCAUUUGUAAUCAGGUGUCCUACGGUGAAAUGGUAGGCUGUGAUAACCAAGAUUGCCCUAUUGAGUGGUUCCACUAUGGAUGUGUUGGACUGACAGAAGCACCGAAAGGUAAAUGGUACUGUCCACAGUGUACGGCUGCAAUGAAGAGAAGAGGCAGUAGACAUAAAUAAGUUUCUUCAUCUGGAAAACAAAUUACAUACUAAAGGUUUUAUAGAGGACUUGGGAGAGGGAGGAACCCCCACCACACUUCCUUGCAACCACUUAAGGGUUAACAUAGCAGUCAUAAAUCUUGAACUAUUGAUUUUGCUAGUCGUGUUUUAAUAUUGUAAGUAAAUUAUUUAUGCACAUUGAUGUGCUACAGAUACUAUUCCAGUGAGCCUUGGAUUGUUCCAGUGGCCAACAUAUGCAGACAUUUGUACUAUCAAACCAUUUUCUCUAAGCAGUGGGCAUUCUACAAUUACUCAAUCUUCAAAAAAUUCCGAUAAGUCAAGAUUUUAAAUGUAUGUUUUAUAUUCAACAGAUAUAUUCUGCUGCAUGUACUGUACUCCAGAGCUGUUAUGUAACACUAUGUAUAUAAAUGGUGCAAAAAGUCAGUGCUUCUGAAAAAAAAAAAAAAAAAAGAGACAAUGGUUUUUAAAAUGCCUUUAUAGCUUUGGUUCUUUAUGAAACUUAAUUCAGCAGGCUGAAGAAAAUGGUUCUUGUAUACAGCGGGCUGUUGUCCUCUAGGGUACUUGAGUAUGUAAAAACAAAAAAAAUGCUGUAGAAUAAAACAAACUUGUGCCAUUAGUCUUUAUAUGUUUCUGCUCCGGAGAAGGCGCAGGCCAUAAGAGGAAAAAAAGGUGUUAAAGUGAUGAUAAAUUUUUAUACCAAAUGUGUUUAUUUUUUUGUGCAAGUAAUCCUUUAAAUUUGAAUUGUAUUAGGUGUUAAAAUAAAACAACCUCAACUCCGC
Molecule: messenger RNA, 2495 nt
Organism: Pygoscelis adeliae (Adelie penguin)
Lineage: Eukaryota; Metazoa; Chordata; Aves; Sphenisciformes; Spheniscidae
Gene: ING3
Product: inhibitor of growth family, member 3
Exons: 11
Coding region: 568-1716 (382 amino acids)
Biological process (GO): regulation of DNA-templated transcription
Cellular component (GO): NuA4 histone acetyltransferase complex
Source: RefSeq, a predicted model, not a curated record